Molecule: messenger RNA, 1140 nt
Organism: Lotus japonicus
Lineage: Eukaryota; Viridiplantae; Streptophyta; Magnoliopsida; Fabales; Fabaceae
Product: transcription initiation factor TFIID subunit 14b
Exons: 6
Coding region: 80-901 (273 amino acids)
Biological process (GO): regulation of DNA-templated transcription
Source: RefSeq, a predicted model, not a curated record
UGCUGUCUGUGUCUGAUUUUGACAAACCCUUAGAACUUGUUACCCAGCUUCAGCUUGAGAUGCGAUCUCGUGAAUUGAUAUGACAAACAGCUCAUCUUCGAAAAAACAUGAUCAGGAUCAGCCUGAGUCAAGUAGUCCUACCCUGAAAUCUCAGCGAACCAAAAUGCCCAAAUCCGAAGACACCGAUAAGAAGAACUCGGGUAAGAAACUCAAAGAUGUAGAGAUAAGUGUUCCAAUUGUGUAUGGGAACAUAGCAUUCUGGCUUGGCAAGAAGGCUAGUGAGUAUCAAUCACAUAAGUGGACUGUGUAUGUUCGAGGAGCGACCAAUGAGGACCUUGGGGCGAUAGUAAAACGUUGCGUUUUUCAGCUGCAUUCUAGUUUUAAUAACCCCACACGGGUUGUGGAGUCACCGCCUUUUGAGUUGUCUGAGACAGGAUGGGGGGAGUUUGAGAUUGCCAUAACAUUGUAUUUCCACAGUGAUGUUUGCGACAAGCCUUUGAACUUAUAUCAUCACUUGAAAUUGUAUCCUGAGGAUGAAAACAGUUCCAUGACCACUAAGAAGCCUGUUGUUGUGGAACUUUAUGAUGAGAUAGUCUUCCCUGAUCCUUCUGAGGCUUUCUUAUCCCGUGUGCAAGGUCAUCCAGCUGUGAACUUGCCAAGAUUACCUGCUGGGGUCACCUUGCCUCCUCCCAUACCUGUUGAGGAUGCAAGUAAAAGAAGGAAAGGUGAUACCAAAGAUCAUUCCUUAACCCAAUGGUUCACGAAUUUCUCAGAAGCAGAUGAGCUCUUGCAGCUUGCUGCAGCUCGCCAGCAGGUUCAAGCUCACAUUGCUAAACUCAGACGACAGAUAAGCUUGAUAGAUGGACAGCAACAGCAGUUUAAAUCUACUCCUGAGCAGUAGUUGUACAAUUUGGAUGUUUCAUGAUUUAUUUAUUUUGAAAAAAAUAUAGGUAGAAGGCAGUAGAAUGAGUUAAUUAUAUGCUCCUCAACUAAUUUCUUUAGCUGUAUUGUAAUUUAUUUCAUUUUUUUUUGUCUGCGGUGUUGAAAUUGUUUAACUAGUUUGUCUUUGGCCAUAAGCAUAAGCAGCCAAAUAUAAAUGAUUUAAUCAUAAAAGAUUAACAAAUGUAGUCUUUUGUUUUA